AUGUCAAUUGAUAUUGAUGAACGAUGCGAAUAUUACCCAUUGGAAGAUAUUGUUUUGAAUGCUUUGCAUGAUUACUAUGUUGAUUUGGAAGAUUUACAAAGUCUCUGUGAAGAUAUGAAAUUUCUUUGUCAGAAAGAGCAAAUGAUUCCUUGCUGUAGUGUUAAAUAUUCUAAAUUAAUUGAAGAUGAUGCAUAUUUGGUCGAAGAUAUUGCUAAUCUUUCCAGUAAGAUGGUUAAAUUGCAUAAAAACGUUAUUGAUGCUUUUAAACGUUGUAGGGAAAAUCGAGAGAAAAAGUUAACAGAAAUUACUAAGCCUAAAAAAUAA
This is a messenger RNA of Entamoeba dispar SAW760, 324 nucleotides long. RefSeq lists its product as uncharacterized. The transcript has a single exon. The record is from RefSeq and is a predicted model, not a curated record. The coding region runs from base 1 to 324 and encodes 107 amino acids. Lineage: Eukaryota; Evosea; Mastigamoebida; Endamoebidae.